AUGGAUAACCUGACAUUUACAAAUAACAUUCUCCUUGUGGAGGGACUGAAAGUUGCACCUCAGGCUUCCUAUCUUGUUUUUAUCUUCCUUUUCUUUUUUUACAUCUUUGCAAUGGGAUGUAACAUUGGACUAAUAAUACUGAUUGGAAUGGAGAAGAACCUACAUCAUCCUAUGCAUUUUCUUUUCUGUAACCUUCCAGUGAAUGAUAUAAUAGGGACAACUGUCAUUUUACCACGCUUAAUGCAGGAUAUUUUCAGACAGGCUUCAGAGCGCUAUAUAACAUAUGUGGAGUGUGUUAUUCAAGCAUAUUUUGUUCACUUAUUUGCAACAGCAAGCCACACUGCAUUAGUAACCAUGGCUUAUGACAGACAAGUGGCUAUAUGCAAUCCAUUGCUAUACACAACUAUAAUGACCAAUAAAAUGGUGGUUAAAUUAUCAGCAAUAGCCUGGGCGCUGCCUGUAAUUGUAGUGGCAAUUAUGAUAGGUCUCACUGUACACCUGUCUCACUGCAGAUCUAAAAUUGAAAACCCUUUCUGUGACAAUGCUUCGCUUUAUAAAUUGUCCUGUGAAAAUGUGGCCAUUAAUAACAUGUUUGGAAUUGUUUAUUCUGUGGCAGCACUCAGCAUAUCAUUGACAUUGAUGUUUAUAACAUAUAUCAGGAUUGUUGCUGUAUGUAUAAUUAGCAAAAACAAAGCACUCAACAGUAAAGCCAUAAAAACAUGUGGCAGUCACAUAGCCGUUUAUUUAAUAAUGUUUGUUUCUUGCGCCAUCAUGAUUUUUCUCCAUCGUUUUCCUGAAUACUCUGAAAACAGGAAGCUAGCUAGUAUAAUGUUUCAUAUAGUACCACCAGGACUAAAUCCUAUAGUAUAUGGUUUACAAACUAAAGAGAUAAGACAAAAGAUUGUUCAACUGUGGUGGAAAAAAAAAGUUAAUAUGUUGUGA
Molecule: messenger RNA, 942 nt
Organism: Carassius carassius (crucian carp)
Lineage: Eukaryota; Metazoa; Chordata; Actinopteri; Cypriniformes; Cyprinidae
Product: olfactory receptor 8G17-like
Exons: 1
Coding region: 1-942 (313 amino acids)
Biological process (GO): G protein-coupled receptor signaling pathway
Cellular component (GO): membrane
Molecular function (GO): G protein-coupled receptor activity; olfactory receptor activity
Source: RefSeq, a predicted model, not a curated record